GGUCCAGCUGGUCCCCGCGGUCUCCCCGGCCCUCCUGGCGCUCCUGGUCCCCAAGGUUUCCAAGGUCCCCCCGGUGAACCCGGAGAGCCCGGUGCUUCUGGUCCCAUGGGUCCCCGUGGUCCAGCUGGCCCCCCUGGCAAGAACGGAGAUGACGGUGAAGCCGGAAAGCCCGGCCGUCCUGGAGAACGCGGUCCCCCCGGCCCCCAGGGUGCACGUGGUCUCCCAGGAACCGCCGGUCUACCGGGCAUGAAGGGUCACCGAGGCUUCAGCGGACUCGAUGGUGCCAAGGGUGAGCCCGGUCCUGCUGGCCCCAAGGUGAGGAGCGGUGACAGGGGGAGGGGGGGGGGGGCACUGGGGACCACCUCUCCUGCUGGUGGACAUCACUAAUGGGUACCUCCUCUCCCACAGGGUGCUCGUGGUAACGACGGUGCUCCCGGUGCUGCCGGUCCUCCCGGUCCAACUGGUCCUGCUGGUCCCCCCGGCUUCCCCGGAGCUGCUGGUGCUAAGGGUGAAACAGGUCCCCAGGGAGCUCGUGGCAGCGAAGGUCCCCAAGGUGCCCGUGGUGAGCCCGGUCCCCCCGGCCCUGCUGGCGCUGCCGGUCCUGCUGGCAACCCCGGUGCUGACGGUCAACCCGGUGCCAAGGGCGCAACCGGUGCUCCUGGCAUUGCUGGCGCUCCCGGCUUCCCCGGUGCCCGUGGUCCCUCCGGACCCCAAGGUCCCAGCGGUGCCCCCGGUCCCAAGGGUAACACUGGUGAACCCGGUGCUCCAGGCAACAAGGGAGACACUGGUGCCAAAGGCGAACCCGGUCCCGCUGGUGUCCAAGGUCCCCCCGGCCCAGCCGGCGAAGAAGGCAAGAGAGGAGCUCGUGGUGAGCCCGGCCCCGCUGGGCUUCCUGGCCCCGCCGGCGAACGUGGCGCUCCCGGCAGCCGCGGUUUCCCCGGCGCUGAUGGCAUCGCUGGUCCCAAGGGUCCCCCCGGGGAGCGUGGCUCCCCCGGCCCCGUUGGCCCCAAAGGAUCUCCUGGUGAAGCUGGACGCCCCGGGGAACCCGGUCUCCCCGGUGCCAAGGGUGCUGCUGGCAAAGACGGUGAAGCAGGUGCCCAAGGUCCUCCCGGCCCUACCGGUCCCGCUGGAGAAAGAGGUGAACAAGGUCCCGCCGGCGCUCCUGGCUUCCAGGGUCUGCCGGGUCCCGCUGGCCCCCCCGGUGAGGCGGGCAAGCCCGGUGAGCAGGGUCACCCCUUCCCACCCUCACCCUGCACCCUCUCCCUCCCGCACAGGGUGUCCCCGGAGGUGCGGGUGAUGGGUGACCACCCGUGGCCGGUGGUUUUUGGGGUGCAGAUGGAAAGGGGGGGUGAUGCUGGUGCUCCCGGUGCCCCCGGGAACCAAGGCCCCCCCGGUCUGCAGGGUAUGCCCGGAGAGCGUGGUGCUGCCGGCCUGCCAGGCGCCAAGGGUGACAGAGGCGACCCCGGUCCCAAAGGUGCUGACGGCGCUCCUGGCAAAGACGGUCUCCGAGGUCUGCCCGGCCCCAUCGGCCCCCCCGGCCCCGCUGGUGCUCCCGGUGACAAGGGUGGGUGGGCUGGUGAGGCGGGCGCGGGAGGGGGCGAUGGGGCUGCGCUGGUCCACACUGACCUCUCCUCUUCCUCCUCCUCCUCCUCCUCACAGGGUGACCGUGGUGAGACCGGCCCCGCCGGCCCCCCUGGUGCUCCCGGUGCCCCCGGUGCCCCCGGCCCCGUUGGUCCUGCUGGAAAGAAUGGAGAUCGCGGUGAGACCGGUCCCCAAGGUCCCGCUGGCCCCCCUGGUCCUGCUGGUGCUCGUGGUCCUGCUGGUCCACAAGGUCCCCGUGGUGACAAAGGUGAAACUGGUGAACAGGGUGACAGAGGCAUGAAGGGUCACAGAGGCUUCUCCGGUCUCCAGGGCCCACCUGGUCCUCCUGGCUCUCCUGGUGAACAAGGUCCUUCUGGUGCCUCUGGUCCCGCCGGUCCAAGAGGUCCUCCCGGCUCCGCUGGUGCUGCCGGCAAAGACGGUCUCAACGGGCUGCCCGGCCCCAUCGGCCCCCCCGGCCCCCGCGGUCGCACCGGUGAUGUCGGCCCCGUCGUAUGCGAAUACUGGAUCGACCCCAACCAAGGCUGCAACCUGGACGCCAUCAAGGUCUACUGUAACAUGGAGACAGGCGAGACGUGCGUCUACCCCACCCAGGCCACCAUCGCCCAGAAGAACUGGUACCUCAGCAAGAACCCCAAGGAGAAGAAGCACAUCUGGUUCGGCGAAACGAUGAGUGACGGCUUCCAGUUCGAGUAUGGUGGUGAGGGCUCCAACCCAGCCGACGUCGCCAUCCAGCUGACCUUCCUCCGCCUGAUGUCCACUGAGGCCGCCCAGAACAUCACCUACCACUGCAAGAACAGCGUCGCCUACAUGGACCAGGACACCGGCAACCUGAAGAAGGCCCUUCUCCUCCAAGGUGCCAACGAGAUUGAGAUCAGGGCUGAAGGCAACAGCCGCUUCACAUACGGCGUCACCGAAGACGGCUGCACGAGUCACACCGGCGCUUGGGGCAAGACAGUCAUCGAGUACAAGACGACAAAGACCUCUCGCCUGCCCAUCAUCGAUUUGGCUCCCAUGGACGUUGGCGCUCCAGACCAGGAAUUCGGCAUCGACAUCGGCCCCGUCUGCUUCUUGUAAACCGGA
Messenger RNA from Charadrius vociferus (killdeer), 2682 nucleotides. Its product is annotated as collagen alpha-1(I) chain-like. Lineage: Eukaryota; Metazoa; Chordata; Aves; Charadriiformes; Charadriidae. The annotation marks the transcript as partial. The record is from RefSeq and is a predicted model, not a curated record. The transcript has 29 exons. Gene Ontology annotation, molecular function: extracellular matrix structural constituent.